Molecule: messenger RNA, 2181 nt
Organism: Rattus rattus (black rat)
Lineage: Eukaryota; Metazoa; Chordata; Mammalia; Rodentia; Muridae
Gene: Adam30
Product: ADAM metallopeptidase domain 30
Exons: 1
Coding region: 1-2181 (726 amino acids)
Biological process (GO): male gonad development; proteolysis
Cellular component (GO): plasma membrane; sperm head plasma membrane; external side of plasma membrane
Molecular function (GO): metalloendopeptidase activity
Source: RefSeq, a predicted model, not a curated record
AUGAGGUCAGUGUGGGCCUCCCUCCCCCAACACCGCUGGCUGCUUCUGGCGAUGCUCUUUCUUGAGGCUAUGGCCGAAGACCUACUAUUUGACCCUGACUGGGGCUUCGACUCGUAUGAAAUCACCAUUCCCAAAGUACUAAGCUUGAGGAAAGAGGCGCAGGGUGUCGACAGUUCUUUGUCAUACCUCUUACAUAUAGAAGGCAAGGAGCGCGUGGUGCACUUGCGGCCCAAGAAGUUACUGCUGCCCAGACACCUGCCAGUUUUCUCCUUCACCAAAGAGGACAGUCUGAUAGAGGACUACCCACAUAUUCCAGACCAGUGUAAUUACGUGGGCUUCGUGGAGGGCUCUCAAGAAGCCGAAUCUACUCUGAGUACAUGCAUGGGGGGUCUGCGAGGCGUCUUGAACAUUGACUCCAGAUACUACCAAAUCGAACCCCUCAGGGCCUCUCCCCGUUUUGAACAUGUAGUGUAUCUCCUAACUGAGGACAACUCCGGCAAUGAGACCUGUGGUGUGGUUGAUGAAGAAACAGAUGGGCCAACAGCCGAGGAAGAGGAAGUGGCUAGGAUAAAAAACUUUCAUCAGUCCUACAAGCACCAAAGGUACUUGGAAUUGGUCAUGGUCUUUGACCUGAGUAGAUAUGUGUUUACCCGAGGCAAUAUGACUAGAAUGGUAGAGGACGCCAUUCUCUUGGCUUCAAUUGCAGACACCUACUUUCAGGAUGUCAGCUUGAAGAUUCAACUGAAGGCGCUUGAAGUCUGGACGCAGUUUGACAAAAUACAUCUUUAUUAUUCCAGUUUAUCCCAAGUGUUAGGCCAAUUCGUGCUUUACAAAAGAGCUUCGCUGCAACACCGGCUUCCUGCGGACUGGACACAUUUAUACAUUGCAAGGAGAUACAGUGAUGCUACUGCGUGGUCCUGGGGAAGGGCAUGUGAAGAAUUCCAUGCUGGAUCCGCAAGCAGCUUCCUCAACGUUAAUCUCCUGGGACCUGCCACUUGGACUGCUCACGAAAUGGGCCAUUGUGUGGGGAUGUAUCAUGAUGAGGAAUUCUGUCAGUGCAGAGGCAGGAAGAGCUGUGUCAUGGGUACAGGACGUACAGGGUUUAGUAACUGUAGUUACCAUCAGUAUUUUUUACACGCGUCUUACAAAAUGUCCUAUUGUCUAUCUGACUUCCCAAAGCUGCAUAUAGUAGAGAGGUGUGGAAAUAAAAUUGUGGAAAACAAGGAGGAGUGUGACUGCGGCUCCGAAGAAGAGUGCAAAAGCGACCUGUGCUGCGGGCCAGACUGUAAGUGGAAAGAGGGCGUCAACUGCUCCUCCGGGCUCUGUUGUCAUAAGUGCAACUUUCUUCCAUCGGGCUAUGUGUGCAGGGAGGAAAAAAAUGAAUGCGACCUCGCAGAGUACUGUGACGGGCUCUCAGGUUUCUGUCCGAAAGACUAUUACAAGCAGGAUGGGACUCCGUGCAGGUAUGGAGGCUUUUGCUUCAAUAAGGGGUGCAGAUCCAGGUCCUUGCAGUGCCAGGCCAUUUUUGGACGUAGAGCCAAGGAGGCCCCUCGCCAGUGUUACGAUGCAGUUAACAUGAUAGGUGACCAGUCUGGGAACUGUGGCAUUGUAAAUUUUACCCGAUACACCAAGUGUCAUAGAGACAACACGGUCUGUGGUCGGCUCCAGUGUGUAAACAUUAAAGCCGUCCCCAUAUUUCCCGAUCACACCCUUCUACUGAGCACCCACCUGAAGAGAGACAAUCUCAAGUGCUGGGGCACGAGCUACCAUGGGACCAUGAUACCGCACGGGGUACCCGACAUAGGUGAUGUCAACGACGGUACCUCCUGCGGUUCUAACCGGGUGUGCCUUAACAGGACUUGCGUUGACUACGCCACCCUGAAGUUCGACUGUUUGCCUAAAAAGUGCAAUAGCCGGGGUGUUUGCAACAACAAAAAGAACUGCCAUUGCACGUAUGGCUGGGAACCCCCAUUCUGUGUGGAGGUAGGGUACGGUGGGAGCAUUGACAGUGGGCCCCCUGGACCCAGGGCGAGACUCGAAAAGGUUCACUUGCUGUAUGUGCUGCGUACUAUUCUGUUCAUCUUUUCUGUAUUUGUUGUGUGUUUUACGCAGCGAAUGAAAAAUUUGUUUCGUAAUCGCCAGCAAAAAAAACUAGCUGAGACUCAGGGGAAGAAGAGGUGA